Messenger RNA from Malurus melanocephalus (red-backed fairy wren), 5277 nucleotides. RefSeq names its product serine/threonine kinase 35 (gene STK35). The annotation marks the transcript as partial. Gene Ontology annotation, biological process: peptidyl-serine phosphorylation; protein autophosphorylation; axon extension. The transcript is spliced from 3 exons. The record is from RefSeq and is a predicted model, not a curated record. Gene Ontology annotation, cellular component: cytoplasm; autophagosome. NCBI's taxonomy places the organism in Eukaryota, Metazoa, Chordata, Aves, Passeriformes, Maluridae. Gene Ontology annotation, molecular function: ATP binding; protein serine/threonine kinase activity.
GGCGGCGGCGGCGGUGGCCCGCGGUACAGCCUGCUGGCCGAGAUCGGCCGCGGCGCCUACGGCGUGGUGUACGAGGCGGUGUCGGGCCGCAGCGGCGCCCGGCUGGCGGUGAAGCGGAUCCGCUGCGACGCUCCCGAGAACGUGGAGCUGGCGCUGGCCGAGUUCUGGGCCCUGACGAGCCUCCGGCGGCAGCACCCCAACGUGGUGCGGUUCGAGGAGUGCGUUCUGCAGCGGCACGGCCUGGGGCAGCGCAUGAGCCACGGCAACAAGCGCAGCCAGCUCUACCUGCGCCUCGUCGAGACCUCCCUCAAAGGUGAGAGGAUCCUGGGCUAUGCAGAGGAGCCUUGCUACCUGUGGUUCGUCAUGGAGUUCUGCGAAGGGGGAGACCUCAACCAGUACGUGCUGUCCCGAAGGCCUGACCCRGCCACCAACAAGAGCUUCAUGCUGCAGCUGACCAGCGCCAUUGCCUUCCUGCACAAGAACCACAUUGUCCACCGGGACCUGAAACCAGACAACAUCCUGAUAACUGAGAAAUCUGGCACCCCUGUGCUCAARGUGGCCGACUUCGGGCUGAGCAAGGUCUGCGCUGGCCUGACCGCUCGGGGCAAGGAGGGUGCGCACGAGAACAAAAAUGUGAAUGUGAACAAGUACUGGCUGUCCUCGGCCUGUGGCUCUGAUUUCUACAUGGCCCCCGAGGUCUGGGAGGGACACUACACUGCCAAGGCUGACAUCUUUGCCCUCGGCAUCAUCAUCUGGGCCAUGAUUGAGAGGAUCACUUUCAUUGAUGCCGAGACCAAAAAGGAGCUGCUGGGGACUUACAUCAAGCAGGGGACCGAGAUUGUGCCCGUGGGGGAAGCGCUGCUAGAAAACCCAAAGAUGGAGCUGCACAUCCCUCAGAAACGCAGGACUUCCAUGUCUGAGGGGAUCAAGCAGCUCUUGAAAGACAUGUUGGCUGCUAACCCGCAGGAUCGACCUGAUGCCUUUGAGCUUGAAACCAGAAUGGACCAGGUUACAUGUGCUGCUUAAAUUCAGGGCAGGGCACUGCUGUGCUUUGCAGCUGGGUUUAUUUACCAGGGACCCAUAAUCUCCAUUAUUUACGUGCAACAAGGAAGUCGAAGAUAAGGGAAGACGAUGAUACAGAAGAUCCCCGAUCUGCAGGAUCUUGGGCAAUGUGAAAUCUUUGGGUGUUACUUUUUUGUGUUAGGAAGGGGUGUUGUGGGGGUGUGGGAGGGGGCUGCAGGGGCCUGUGRAAGAACACAAGCUGGCAGCUGUCAYGCUCAUGAGACUUUGAAACAACAUCCAGAGAGCAGAGCUGCCCUUGCCCAGCCCUCCCCAUGUCUCCUGUGCUGCCGUUUGACUCAGUAGAUGUUUCUAGAGAUGUGGUUCCAUAAGGUGGGAAUCAGCAGCCUGAUGGUGAGGUGUGCUGCCAGGUUCCAGUUCUGAGUUCAGUUUGGCACAGUUUUGGGUUCAAAGCUAUUGAUUUUGCCUAGGGAAGCAAAGUGGUGGCUAGGUUUGCAUCAGGAGUGCAGUGCUUUAGGAAAAACGAAUCUCUUGGACCACAUGUUGCAUAAAUAACUUCAUAGCCAAGCAGCUCCUGAAUAGGUGGUGCUGCCCAGGCUGUGAGCAGUUGGCAUUAGGAUAGAGUAGGAGAAACAAGCUGGAAAGCCAUUUGGCAAAGCAGGUCUUCCCAAGCUGGAUUUCAGUAUCAUCUUUGUUAUUGUCUUUCUAUACAGAGGGAACUGGGAAGCUGCUGAGUACAUUUUCWGAUCAACAUCAUCUGAGUACAAGAGAAAAACAGAAAACAGUCCAUGGCUCUGAUCCAUUUUAUGCCAAAUGUCAGUUGAUAGGAACAAUGCUGUAGAGAGAAGGAGGUUUGGCCUUAAUGGCUCAUGGGCUGGAUUCUAGCCUCCCACAGGACACUUUUCCCUUCUAGCURAUGAUCUCCAGGAAGCAAAAGGCAAUGCUGCUGUUCAGGGUGGGUUACAAUACAACACAGGAGAUUGGAACCUCAGGCUGAGCAGUUAAUACUCUAUUUCCUUGCUUAUAUUUAAAGCAAAACUCCUAUUGUGGGGCUGCCCUGUGUUGAUGAUCUUUUGACUUUGCUCACUGUAAAUGCAAUGUAAAGCACCACCUCUUCUCACCCUGCAGCUUCUGAACCACCUUGAACGUUUUCUCAGCAGGUGAAAUCAGCCAGCAGUGGUUUGGGAAAUGGGCUGGUCUGACCCAGCAUCACUCCAGAGCUGCUGGGAUGCUCAGUCUGGAGCUGGCCAUAGCCACRGGCAGGAGAGGGUGCCCUUGUUCCUGGGUAUGGGGAUUGCUSCUUGCCUGCAGUUUUCCUCUGCCAUCACUGGAAAGGUUCCUAACUUGCAGCAGCUCCAUGUAUCUCAUGUAUCUAUUUUGCUGACCACACAGGAAUGACUAGAAAUGGAGGAAAUUCAGGUGGGCUGGGGAGAGCUAGAACAGGAAAAGGAUGGAGGGGCUUCUUUCUACUUUUCCAGGACACAAAGCUGAAGCUGUGGCUGCAGGAAGGCCUGGUCCUCUCAGGAGGACCAGGAGGCUUUAGACCAGCUGUCUGUGACUUGUGAAGGUUUGGACAGCACAAAUGCAGCACCAAGCCCUUGUUUUCACACUACUCUUGUCUUUGUCCCUAGGGAUGCUUCUGUGGGCUGCAGCUGGGUGGGAUUCCUGCAGCUUCCUGUGCUGCAUCCCACAGGAAAGGGAGAGUGAACCCUGUAGCUCACAAGUGCAGUGUUAGUGCCCUGAUCAUUGGACCAUCCUUCCUCCACCUGGCAGAGCCUUUGCUCCUGACUGUUACAGCUGUUCUAACUGAACCCUGGCCUGAAUGAGUGGAGUAAGAGGGCUUUGUCCUCCCAGCCCUGGWUUUCCCUGCUGGAAAGGCACUUCAGCAGGCAUCACUUUGCAGUUGAAGGGAGCUUCCUAGCAGGAGGAAUACCAAGUCUGAUAGGCAGGAGGUGAAGCUGGAAGGUAGUGAGUGGGUUGUUCUGCUCCUCUCGAGACAGGAGCAAGUCCAGCAGGCCCUGGGAGGGUCAGCCCUCUUGGUCCAGUGGUGUUUCAGGCCAUCUUCAAACCACACGUCUCCACCUCAGCUUUUGCAUUGCAGAUGUGUUUUUCAAGCAGCUUGAUGUUAGUGAGCUAGACCGUAGUGCCUUACUUAGGAUUUAGCAAACACUUCCAAGGAGGAGUCCUAAGGCUGCUAGCCUUUGGCCAACGUGGAUGUUUCCCUGAUUAGUUUGUACUUUUAAAAGCAUUUCUCUCUGAUGAUUUUGCUGCUGUUUGUGCUCAACUCCCCAGACUAUACAGGAACCUGCCUCGUGUUUACAGCUCCCCACAUCUCUCCUCCAGUUACUUUGGUCUAGACCAGCACUCCCUGUAGAACAAGAUGGGAACGGGGAACAGCUCAAACCUGCAUAUGCUGUGGGAUGGAGAAUGUGUAGGCUUCUCUUCCCAGGUGGGUCUAUUGGGCCUCACCUGCCCAGCUCCUGCAGGCCAGACUUCCUCUGCUGUGGAUGUUUGGCACUAGGAUGUGCYGCUGGGAAAAUCCAAGCUUAAGAAAGCGGCACCAAGCCUGUGGCCCAUUUCCCAGCCCAGGGCCACACUGUCUCUGUCUUUUCCUGGCUGCAGUGAAGCUGAGCAUCCAGGUGCUGGAGGUAGCUGGUUAGUGUGGGGGGAGCCAAGCCCUCCUUGCAGAACUCUCCAGGCUCACGUGGCCCCAGAUGGUGCCCAUGCCAGGGGAACGAUUGUAUGAAACUGUUUACUUCUGAUUUUGCUGUUUACAAGAGGGAUGUGGGGUGGGUGGGGGGAACAAGCCAAGCCUCAGGAGGAUUGGGAAACGUGUUAUCUGCACCAGCCUGCAGCAAGGCCAACACCACCGGCAUCAUGCAGGUGUCACGGGGAUCUCCCGGCCAGCUUUGGUCCAUGGGGAGGAAAGCAGAGGUGGCUCUAGCCUAGAGGGGUUAGAUUAGCUCCCCUAUGUCCCCUUGCUGCUGUGUUUGAGGUUCAGCAGUGCUAGUGACAGAUAAGAGUUACCCCUGUGGUCUUCCUUUACUCCUCAGGACCCAGCUCCUUCACAUAUCACAGGCUCCCAGAGCCUUUUUGGAGCAAUAAGAUGUAAAACAAGCAUUACCAUCGUUGUGGAAAUCCUCCGUUGUGUGCAGUGUCUGUCUCCUCCAUAUGCAGUACGAGUCUGGGUUUAAGCCUGCCAAGGUCACAGGGCAGCUGCUUCAGGGCACAAACUGGGAUUYGUUUCCCUGGGCUUUCUGCAGGUCAGGAGAACAGGGAAACGCUGCUGCUUUCCUUCCUUACCCCAGGCCUGUGCUGCCCAAGCCUCACACUACAGCUGGCCGGGGCAAGGGUGCUCCUGGUCCCCUUUUUGGUGAUGCUGGCAGGGGAUGGGUGUGUGGGGCUCAGCACCGUGCUCCACUCCUCACAGCCCCCAUCCCAUCAGCCAGGGCAGCACUGGGAAAGCAGAGCCCCCGUUCCCUUGGCACUGGGACACAGAUGAUGCUUGUGCCACUGGCGUGGGAAGAGUGCCAGUGGCUCCUGUGCUCCUUAGCUGGUUACAGGCACAUCCCAGCGUGUGGCCCUUCAUGUCCAGGCACAUUUCACACUUCACAGCAGGGUGUCUGGGKUGGUGGGUGUAGCUGGAAGUGCAGGGAGCUGCUCUCUUCCAGCUGUGAUCUGCCAGAUCAUUUCUCUGCAGCCUGCCCAAAUGCUUUUAGCCCUGAGAGUGUGUCUAGGCUGCUGGAAGAGCUCACAGGGGCCACAUGGGAGUGCCUGGUGUCCCAUCCUGGUUCCUGUUCCCUUCACAGCAGCUGCCCAGUCCAGCACAGGCCUCCAGCUCGCUCACCCAGUAGAACACGGCAGCUUUGCAGGGUGAGCUGCUUUGCUACCACACCACCGGGGUGCUGGRUGAGCCCCAGGACAGGGGCACCCUGCCCCAGCCCUGCUGUGGGCUCACCUUGCUCCCACAGCCCCUGUGCUGAGCUAGCAAGAGCAGAAGGCUUAAACCCAGACUCUAAAUAAAGAUAAUAUUAGUUAAUGAAUCUGUAUUUUUUUUUUGCACAGAAGCUGGUAAUCUAGGACCUACAUGUGAACAACUUUAUAUAAGUAUUUUUUGUACUUGGUUUACUUGGGUUGRUAUGAAACGUUCUAUUUAAGUUCUUUGAACACUGUGGAUCCCCUGAUGUGUAUGAAUGGCAGAGGCUUUGUAAAUUAAGGGACGUUUGUGUGAAUAAAGCUAUUUGAUGGGGUUGAAAA